AUGCCCCUUCACACUUCUGAAAUCAUUGGCCGUAAUGCUGAUCGUCUCAUCAAGAAGUACGAACAUGUUCCUACCAUCAUCUCUUUUGUGACUCUAUUCUUCGGAAUCCUUAUUUUCGCAAUUCCCGUCUUCAUGGAUCAUCUGAAACGAACUCAAGCUUAG
Messenger RNA from Caenorhabditis briggsae, 162 nucleotides. The transcript has 2 exons. The record is from RefSeq and is a predicted model, not a curated record. Lineage: Eukaryota; Metazoa; Nematoda; Chromadorea; Rhabditida; Rhabditidae. The coding region runs from base 1 to 162 and encodes 53 amino acids.